AAGGUGGGGUUCUUUAACCAGCAGGCGGCCGAGCAGCUGCGGCUGGAGGAGACGGCGGCCGAGUUCCUGCAGCGCAGCUUCAACCUGGCGCACCAGGACGCGCGUGACCACAGUGACCACCAGAGUAACCAAAGUGACCAUCAGAGUGACCAUCAGAGUGACCAGAGUGACCACUGGAGUCACCACAGUGACCAUCAGAGUGACCACAGUGACCACCGGGGUGACCACAGUGACCAUCAGAGUGACCAGAGUGACCAUCAGAGUGACCACAGCGACGACUGGAGUGACCACAGUCACCAUCAGAGCAACCACAGUGGUCACAAUGUCCACCAGAGUGACCACGGUGAUCACUUGAGUGACCAGAGUGACCACUGGAGUGACCAGAGUGACCACUGGAGUGACCACAGUGACCAUCAGAGUGACCACAGUGACCACCAAAGUGAUCACAGUGACCACUGGAGUGACCAGAGUGACCACACUGAUCACUUGAGUGACCACCAGAGUGACCCCAGUGGCCACAGUGACCGCCUGAGUGACCAGAGUGACCAUCAGAGCAACCACAGUGGUCACAAUGUCCACCAGAGUGACCACACUGAUCACUUGAGUGACCACAGUGACCACCCCAGUGACCACCAGAGUGACCACGGUGACCACCAGAGUAACCAGAAUGACCACAGUGGUCACAGUGACAACCACAGUGACCACCAGAGUGACCACUGUGAUCACUCAAGUGACCAGAGUGACCAUCAGAGUGACCACAGUGACCACAGUGACCACUCCAGUGACCACCAGAGUGACCAGAGUGACCACAGUGACCACCCCAGUGACCACCAGAGUGACCACAGCAGUGACCGGGGCGGGGGCGGGGCCCAGGGGAGGCCCCUGGGAAAUAAAAGGUGGUGGAGCAAAAUGGCGGCUGUGGGCGUGGUCAAUGUGAUGACGUCAUUGGGGUUUAUUGGGGGCGUGGUCAGGGUGAUGACAUCACUAGGAGGAAUCACUUGUGGGCGUGGUCAGUGUGAUGACAUCACAGGGAUUUUGGGGCGUGGUUGAUGUGACGUCACUGGGAUUUGGGGGCGUGGUCAGUGUGAUGACAUCACUGUGAUUUGGGGGCGUGGUCGGUGUGAUGACAUCACAGGGAUU
Messenger RNA from Parus major (Great Tit), 1140 nucleotides. RefSeq names its product histidine-rich glycoprotein-like. The annotation marks the transcript as partial. NCBI's taxonomy places the organism in Eukaryota, Metazoa, Chordata, Aves, Passeriformes, Paridae. The transcript has 3 exons. The record is from RefSeq and is a predicted model, not a curated record.